GACUGUUUCCGACCUCCGCCUUUCCCUCUAGCGAGGAAGAGACAGGACUUCGUGCGCAUGCUCGGAAUCAUCCGCCGAGGGGCGGGGCCGCAACUGAGGGAGCAGGAUGGGGGGAAGAGAAGGGAAUUCCAACUUGUAGAACUUUGGGGGUCCUAUGGUCGGGUUCCUCCCGGCGGCUGUGGAUGGUGAAAGGGGCGGGGCCUUUGGGGACAACAGCUCGGACGAUGAAGAUGAGGUUCGAGUCGCGCUGGUGGUGCACCCAGGUACCGCCCGGCUGGGCAGCCCGGACGACGAGUUCUUCCAGAAGGUCCAGACAAUUCGGCAAACUAUGGCCAAACUGGAGAGUAAAGUCCGGGAGUUGGAGAAACAGCAGGUCACCAUUCUGGCCACGCCCCUUCCCGAGGAGAGCAUGAAGCAGGGCCUCCAGAACCUGCGCGAAGAGAUCAAACAGCUGGGGAGAGAGGUCCGGGCACAGCUAAAAGCCAUAGAGCCCCCGAAGGAAGAAGCUGAUGAGAAUUAUAACUCAGUCAACACAAGAAUGAAAAAAACCCAGCACGGGGUCCUGUCGCAGCAGUUUGUCGAGCUCAUCAACAAGUGCAACUCAAUGCAGUCGGAGUACCGCGAGAAGAACGUGGAGCGCAUCCGCAGGCAGCUGAGAAUCACCAAUGCUGGGAUGGUGUCUGAUGAGGAGCUGGAGCAGAUGCUGGACAGCGGGCAGAGUGAAGUGUUCGUGUCCAAUAUACUGAAGGACACACAAGUGACACGCCAGGCCCUGAAUGAGAUCUCAGCACGACACAGUGAGAUCCAGCAGCUGGAGCGCAGCAUCCGGGAGCUCCAUGAGAUCUUCACUUUUCUAGCGACCGAGGUGGAGAUGCAGGGGGAGAUGAUCAACCGGAUUGAGAAGAACAUCCUGAGCUCAGCAGACUAUGUGGAGCGUGGGCAAGAGCAUGUCAAGAUGGCCCUAGAGAACCAGAAGAAGGCGAGGAAGAAAAAAGUCAUGAUUGCCAUCUGUGUUUCUGUCACUGUGCUCAUCUUGGCGGUCAUCAUUGGCAUCACCAUAACCAUUGGAUAAUACCACAUGUUCUUGGCACUGGGAGAAGCAGAGACCCAGCGUCUGUGGAGGCAGGGCAGGCCUCCAGCCGAACCCACUCUCACGCUGGCCCUGUGCAGAGGGCAUAUGGCUCUUGUGGGGCUGGCAGCUGCUCAUUCCUGGAGUCCUCCCCUUCACGCCACAAGGCCUGGGAGAGAGUUUGCAAUGUCCUGUUUGUCUGGGACACAUGCUUUUGUAAAAAAUUAAAAAAAAAAGAAAGAA
This is a messenger RNA of Alexandromys fortis (reed vole), 1312 nucleotides long. It is a transcript of the gene Stx4, whose product is annotated as syntaxin 4. The transcript is spliced from 11 exons. NCBI's taxonomy places the organism in Eukaryota, Metazoa, Chordata, Mammalia, Rodentia, Cricetidae. Gene Ontology annotation, cellular component: SNARE complex; synaptic vesicle; presynaptic active zone membrane. Gene Ontology annotation, biological process: intracellular protein transport; synaptic vesicle fusion to presynaptic active zone membrane; exocytosis. The coding region runs from base 155 to 1072 and encodes 305 amino acids. Gene Ontology annotation, molecular function: SNARE binding; SNAP receptor activity. The record is from RefSeq and is a predicted model, not a curated record.